Messenger RNA from Corvus hawaiiensis (hawaiian crow), 3643 nucleotides. It is a transcript of the gene TJP3, whose product is annotated as tight junction protein 3. Gene Ontology annotation, cellular component: plasma membrane; bicellular tight junction. Gene Ontology annotation, biological process: cell-cell adhesion; protein localization to cell-cell junction; cell-cell junction organization. Gene Ontology annotation, molecular function: cell adhesion molecule binding. The record is from RefSeq and is a predicted model, not a curated record. The transcript has 21 exons. The coding region runs from base 280 to 3462 and encodes 1060 amino acids. Lineage: Eukaryota; Metazoa; Chordata; Aves; Passeriformes; Corvidae.
GCCCAGGCCCGGGUCAGCCCCGGGGCGCGGGUCAGCCCGGGCCGGCCCCGCCGGUUCUCCGGGCCCCGGGGCCACGCAUGUCCCGGACGGGUAGCCCCGGCUAGGAGGCAGCGCUGGAGCCACCGGCACUAAUGAGGCUGCUCGGCGGCGCCGGCCCCCGCCAGAGGGGCUCCCGACUGCGGCUGGUCCUGGGGAGCGGCGGGAGCUGCUCCAGGCUCUCCGUGGGGCUCGGCCUGGAGCAGCCGGUGCCGAGGAGAGAGCGGAGGGGCAGGCGGCGGCAUGGCCCCGGCUCCGGGGUGGCGGUUGCGGGCCAGGGGCUUCCGCAGGAACUGGUCCCCCCACGCCGCCUCGGCGCUGGGCUGGGAGCGGUACCGGCCCCGGCAGGAGGCGGAGACCCGCGGCGUGGACCUGAUCGCUGUCACCGCGGGAAAGCGGCCCCGCAGGACGAGGCAUGACGGGGGGCUGGUCCCCAGGCAGAGUCUGGGCUACAAAGGGUUACGCAAGGCACCCUGGAGUGACACCACUGCCACCAGCCCAGGAGCUCAGCUCCUUCCUGGUCGGAUCCCAGGCUCGCCUGAUGUUGGAUUGAGGAAGGGGCCAGCAGCUGUAAAGAGGAGCCGGAGCCGGUCAGAGCCCCCCAGCUGUCCGGCUGCCACUGCUGCUCUCCCCAGCUUGUGCUGGUGGGUGCCCACCAUGGAGGAGAUGGUGAUCUGGGAGCAGCACACGGUGACACUGAGCAAGGACCCUCACCGGGGCUUUGGCUUUGCUGUCUCUGGAGGCCGUGACCAUCCCAACAGGAUAACCGGGGACACAGCGGUGUUUGUUUCAGAUGUGGUGUCUGGGGGACCAGCGAUGGGUCAGCUCCAGAGGAAGGAUCACAUCGUGAUGGUGAAUGGCCUUUCCAUGGAGAAUGUCCCAUCCUCCUUUGCUAUCCAGACACUUAAAACCUGUGGCAAGAUUGCCAACAUCACGCUGAAAAGACCGAAGAAGGUUCACAUCCCUGUGAGCAAGGGCAGCCCUGGGUCCCCCACUGUGCCCCGGCACUACGACUCAGACGAUGACUACAGGCUGCACCGCUCCCGGGAUGACCUGGACCACAGUCAGGGCUACGAUGGGGACUCAUCCAGUGAGAGGAGCUCUGGUCACCACCACGAUGACCGUCGCCAUCAUAAGCUGGUGCCACGAAGCCGGAGGCGAAGCCAGGACAGCAGCCACUGGGUGCAGAGUGGCUCGGAUCGGAGACGCCAUGGCCAACAUUGCUCUGCUAAUGCCUUUGGCCAGGACGGGGACACCAAUGGGCUGGCCCUGGUGUCGGGCUUCAAGCGGCUGCCACACCAGGAUGUGCCAAUGAAGCCCAUCACAUCGGUACUGGUGAAGCAGAAGCAGAGUGAAGAGUAUGGCCUGAAGCUGGGGAGUCAGCUCUUCAUCAAGCACAUAGUGGAGAGCGGGCUGGCGGCCAAGGGCAGCUCCUUGCAGGAGGGAGACCUCAUCCUGAAGAUCAAUGGGGUAGCCAGCCAGGACAUGUCCUUGGCUGAAACUCAGCAGCUCAUCGAGCGGACAGAGGGGAUCCUGACCCUGCUCAUCCUCCGGGACCACCGGCAGUUCCUGGUUAACAUCCCUGACGUCGACAGCCAGAGCGACAGCUCCCGGAUGGACGAUAUCUCAGACAUUGACUCUGAGCUGUCCCAUCCGCCAUCUCCAGAGACCUCCCCACGACCUCCAGCUGCUGCCAGGACAAAUUCACCACCGGAGAGGAGACAAUCAAACAGGGAGCCUGUGGCUGAGGUGACUGUAGCCGAUGCUCGGGGCCCGGACCUUCUGGAAGCCAUGGAGGGGGAUGGCCACAGCCCCCACACCAGCCCCACUGCCCCAGCUGCCCACAAGGAUGGGUACAGCACCAACUCCAGGGUCGUGCAGUUUGUGAAGGCCAAGAGUGUGGGGCUGCGGCUGACGGGUGGGAACGAUGUGGGCAUCUUCGUGUCGAGCGUGCAGGAGGGGAGCCUGGCUGACAGCCAGGGCGUCCAGGAAGGUGACCAGAUCCUGCAGGUGAAUGACACCAGUUUCCAGAACCUGACCCGUGAGGAGGCUGUGGAAUAUCUCAUGGCCCUGCCCCCAGGCGAGGAGGUCACGCUGUGGACCCAGAGCAAGCAGGACAUUUACAGGAAGAUGAUCUCAUCCAACGUGGGUGACUCAUUCUACAUCCGGACACACUUUGACUUUGAGAAGGAUACGCCAUCAGGGCUCAGCUUUGUCCGUGGGGACGUGUUCCACGUGCUGGACACCAUGUACCGGGGCAGGCUGGGGAGCUGGCUGGCUGUGCGCAUGGGCAGGGACCUUCAGGAGCAGGAAAAGGGCAUCAUCCCCAACCGGAGCAGGGCCGAACAGAUCGCCAGCCUGGAGUCAGUGCUGAAAGCCACGUCUGGCACCAACCCCUCUGGGGCAAGGGCUGAGUUUUGGAAGCUGCGGGGCUUGCGGGGAGCCAAGAAGAUGCUGCGGAAGAGCCGGGAGGACCUGUCUGCCCUCACAAAGCAGGGGCACUACCCACCAUAUGAGAGGGUGGUCCUGAAGGAAGCCAGCUUCAAGCGGCCAGUGGUGAUCCUGGGCCCCAUCGCAGACAUUGCUGUGCAGAAGCUGAGCAGGGAGUUGCCCGAGCUGUUUGAAAUUGCCCCGAGCGUGCCCCGCGAUGGGGCAUCGUCCAAGGUCAUCAAGCUGGACUCGGUGCGGCAGAUUGCAGAAAAGAACAAGCACGCCUUGCUGGACAUCACACCCUCGGCUGUGGAGCGCCUCAAUUACGUGCAGUACUACCCAGUGGUGGUGUUCUGCGAGCCCGAGAGCCGGCAGGGCAUCAAGGCCAUGCGGCAGUGGCUGGCACCCGACUCCAGGAAGAGCUCCCGGCGCCUCUAUGCCCAGGCCAACAAGAUGAAGAAAUAUUGCAGCCACCUCUUCACGGCCACCAUCAGCCUCAGUGGCAGCGGCAAUGCCUGGUACGAGCAGAUCCAGGACAUCGUAAGGACACAGCAAAGCCAGCCUGUCUGGACAACAGCAGAGCAGGCAGAUGUAGCACCUGAGGACAGUCUGGACCUGCUGAACCCACCAAGCACGGUGGCGUCAGGCUACCUGACGUGUGACAGCCAUGCGAACAGUGACUACGACGACACAGAUGGGGAGGCGGGCGCCUACACUGACGGUGAGGCAGAGGAUGCCUAUGACCAGCCCGGGCUGGCCCGUUCCUCUGAGCCAGCCCAGCUGGCCCCGAGCCAUGGCCUGGACUCCUCCGAGCAAGCACAGCUGGCCCCAAGCCACAGCCGAAGGGAACAGGUGCCCGAACAGCCACGGCAGGGCCGGCGCUAUGACAGCAUCAGGGAAUACGAGCACGAGGCGGUGAGGAGGAGGUUCACACGAGCCAGGGACGACUCAGACCAGGAUGAAGGCUACGAGUGGGGCCCAGCCACAGAUGUGUAGUGGCACUGCUGGCCUGUCCCUCUGGGUGCAGGUGACAGCUCAGGUAGUGCCCCUGUGGCCAGGCUGGGCUGGGCCCAAUCCUGCUAUACACUGCAUCACCAAGUGCCUGCACUACCGUGUGCCUCCUUCCCUUUUGGCCACAGCCACUGCUACUGGAAUAAAAGGGAUGUUUGGAUCAGGA